Paramecium tetraurelia is the source of this 554-nucleotide messenger RNA. RefSeq lists its product as uncharacterized. The record is from RefSeq and is a predicted model, not a curated record. NCBI's taxonomy places the organism in Eukaryota, Ciliophora, Oligohymenophorea, Peniculida, Parameciidae. The transcript is spliced from 2 exons.
GUCCUGUCAGCCAUUCGAAAAUAAAUAGUGGAUUUAAUAAAUAACAUGAAAUAUGGAAAGCAGAAUCACUUUAUUCCAUUUAUUCAAAAUAAUAGUAUAGAUUUUUAUGAAUGGAGAAAAAUUGUAGCAAACUAGAAAGCGAACUUUAAUACUCUAUUUAUCUAAAUAGAUCUUGUAACAUAUGGACAAAGUUAGCAGAAUUGUAUGAUAAUUCAACAUUUGUAAACAUCUAAUUAAAUAAAAUCUGAUUUGGAAUUUAUUCUUUUGUGAAUUUGUCAUAAUUAUGUUAUGUAUUGGCAUAUAAGGUCCGUAUGGACAGAAGGAUAUUAAAAAAAGAGCAUGGAAUAAAUUAACUGCAAUUGACAAAGUAAUUGAAAAUAAGCAGAUAAAGGAAUUAUUACUAAAUUAAUAAGCACUAGACUAUUGUACUUAAUCUAAAAGACUUUUCUAUUGAAGAAAAAUAGUAAAUAAAUGGAAAGAGUGAACUUAAUAAUAAUUAAUUAAAGUAAUAGAAAUGGAAGAUAGAAUCUGAAUACUUAUCAAUCCAUCAAUGA